AACUCGUGACUUCAGGCAUCCGCCUAUGCAGAUCUUCUGAAUACCGAAUAUUUAUAGCCCAAUAACCCUAGAGAGGAAUCUCACAGGGAAGAAGAAAUGAAGCAGGGCGGAGGUUACGGUCACCGUAAAAGGAACAUCUGUUUGUGCUUGUUCGCAACAAUCGUUGUUAUAGUGCUUAUAAUAGUAAUUCUCGCACUCACCGUAUUCAAGGCCAAGCGUGCUGUGACGACCAUAAACUCCGUCUCCUUGAAGGACCUAGAUGUGUCGUUGGACCGCGCGCGAGUCCGAGUGAACUUGAAUGUUACUGUUGAUGUGGAUCUGUCGAUCAAGAACCCGAACAAAGUCGGAUUCAAGUUCAAGAACACCUCCGCUCUUCUUAAUUACAAAGGGGAGCAAGUUGGAGAAGUUCCGAUUCCCGCCGACAAGAUCUCUGCCGGAGAAACUAAGGCCAUGAACUUGACGCUUACGAUCAUGGCGGACAAAUUGCUCUCCAAUUCUCAGGUUUAUUCGGACGUGAUUGCCGGUGAGUUGCCUCUAUCCACUUUUCUCCGGAUCUCCGGCAAGGUUAGUAUUAUCGGUAUUAAGGUGAAAGUGGUUUCCACCAGCACUUGUGAUUUCACUGUCUUUGUUUCCAAUAGAACGGUUGGUGAUCAACACUGCAGAUAUAAGACAAAAUUAUAGUUCUAUUGCUGUCAAUUUUCUAUGCUCUUAUUUGUCUGAUUGGAAAUUCAUAUUGAUUAAUUAUACUUAUUCUUAUCUGUUUGAUUGUAAAUUACUUUCUAUCUGUUUAGUAAUCUUGGCUUAGAUAAAAUAUUUUUGGGUGUAUAUAACAACAACUAUUGAAUUCCUCAUAUGCAUACAGAAUUCAGAUUUCCUUGA
This is a messenger RNA of Tripterygium wilfordii, 879 nucleotides long. RefSeq lists its product as uncharacterized. The coding region runs from base 97 to 681 and encodes 194 amino acids. The transcript has a single exon. NCBI's taxonomy places the organism in Eukaryota, Viridiplantae, Streptophyta, Magnoliopsida, Celastrales, Celastraceae. The record is from RefSeq and is a predicted model, not a curated record.